UCACUGCCACGGAGACGGGAAGCCUUGUACCAAGAGUUACAUUUGCAGCAUACCAACAGAGGGAGUGUUGAUGAAGAUGAAGACAUCAAUUAUGUUUACCUGCCUUUUGGGUGCAUCGUUUGCAGUACCAGUAUAUCAGCAACGACAUGGAUUAUCAGCAAGUAACAGCAAUGAGUUCAUGCGGUACAAUGGAAAUGCAUACAACGGAGUUGGAUAUGGGCAACCACAGGUGCCGUACAUGCCUCCCUAUGUUUACCAGCAACAGCAGCCUGACAUGGGUCUGCCGUCCCAGCUGCCCCUUAACCCUCAGGUAGCUGGAGGAGCCGGACAAGGACCCAUGCCACCACAGGGGCCUCAGCCUCCUCAGGUAUUCCUGCCACCACAGGGGCGGCAGCCUCCUCAGGUAUUUCUGCCACCACAGGGGCCUCAGCCUCCUCAGGUAUUCCUGCCACCACAGGGGCCACAGCCUCCUCAGGUCCUGCCGCAGUCCCCACUGCCUCCUCAGGGAAACAUGCCUCCCCAGGUUCUCUUUCCACCCUACCAGAAGGACCAGUCACCUAACGCACCACGGCAACCACUCAACCCAUGGGACUCUAAUGCUCCUCAGCAGCCACAACAGCCCAACCAGGGCAUGCCUUACUACAUAGGCUAUGGUUACCCACAACCAAACCAUCAUGCUGUCUGGCAGCCAACACAGGAACAAGCCCAGCAGCAUCUGGAGCAGCCAACACAGGCGUCUCAACAGCCAAAGCAGGAAAGCACAGGCAAACGGCCUCCCGUAUUUGGAACAGAAACUAUGCUUCCUACAACUGCUCCUGGACAACUUGAAGGGGAUGUCAAUGCUGUUACAGAGAAGACUCAACCUGGUUUUGUACUUCCUUUUGAGCCAUAGGUAAUGAAAUAAAAAAAAUACAAUAUGCGCAAGUAACCUCCAG
Messenger RNA from Polyodon spathula (Mississippi paddlefish), 935 nucleotides. Its product is annotated as endo-1,4-beta-xylanase C-like. The coding region runs from base 71 to 892 and encodes 273 amino acids. The transcript has 8 exons. The record is from RefSeq and is a predicted model, not a curated record. NCBI's taxonomy places the organism in Eukaryota, Metazoa, Chordata, Actinopteri, Acipenseriformes, Polyodontidae.